Molecule: messenger RNA, 291 nt
Organism: Trichomonas vaginalis G3
Lineage: Eukaryota; Parabasalia; Trichomonadida; Trichomonadidae
Exons: 1
Coding region: 1-291 (96 amino acids)
Source: RefSeq, a predicted model, not a curated record
AUGGACAAUAGGGUAAAAGUGGUUGCUCAAUACACCGUCAGAAAGAAGAGUGCAGGUGGUGACUUUGAAGGAACUUCAACUAAUAUGGAAUCAGAAUGCAGUCGGCGCGGGUUGAAAGGAAAUGAUUUAACGGAUGCUUUAUGCAUUGUACAUGAUAACAAUAACAAUCCCCUCUCAAGCAGGGGUGAGGGAGCGUACGUUAGGAACAAAAUCCUGAAGGGGCGUGUAGAGCGGCGCAACCGCGGUGGGCGGACAUUUUUUGCAUACUAUAUUUUGACAUGUCAAAGAUAA